Oreochromis niloticus (Nile tilapia) is the source of this 4947-nucleotide messenger RNA. It is a transcript of the gene hcn3, whose product is annotated as hyperpolarization activated cyclic nucleotide-gated potassium channel 3. Lineage: Eukaryota; Metazoa; Chordata; Actinopteri; Cichliformes; Cichlidae. The transcript is spliced from 12 exons. The record is from RefSeq and is a predicted model, not a curated record. Bases 1829 to 3682 code for a protein of 617 amino acids. Gene Ontology annotation, biological process: sodium ion transmembrane transport; regulation of membrane depolarization; potassium ion transmembrane transport. Gene Ontology annotation, cellular component: axon; dendrite; HCN channel complex. Gene Ontology annotation, molecular function: voltage-gated potassium channel activity.
UGAGAGCAAACGAGGAAGUGAAAAUAACCACUAUAAGCUCUCUCCGCCAUGAAGUAGCAGCAUGCACUUUGUGUGCUGUGGUCUCCAUUCAGGCACAGUUUGUGUGGCAGAUUAGUGAGCAGAAGAGAACUGGAACUAAAGUUGAAUAUACUGGCUGAAAAUAAGAAGCAGCAUCAAUGCAGACUAAUUGGAUUUUGAUUAUUUUAUCCGUCUUGGUGACCAUGGGACUGCUGAUGGUGGCCCAGAGCCAGUAUCAACUGAAGAGCAUUCUGGACAGCAAGAUUAAAAAAAUGGAUGUAGCGUUUGAGCAAUUUACUGUUGACUAUCUAAGUAAGGACGUCUUCAAAACCUCUGUGGAAAAACUGCUGGUUCAGAGCCAGGAAGAAGUGAAUAAUCUGGAAGCUGCACUCAAUAAACUCAGUUCAGAAACGGAGCAGAAGAAAAUGGAAAACGAUGCAUGCCAAGAACAAAUGAAAACCACACAAGUAGAGCUGGAAAGUAUCCAAAAGACACAAAGUGAAACUAAAGCUUCCUUGGAUGCAGAGGUUGAGGCCUGGACUAAGGAGAUUAACACUCUGAAAGAAAUACAGACACAAUACAGUCCAGUAUGUGCCUAUGUGAAGACGAGCAAGUUAGCUGAGAAAUUCUGUGGCAUAAACACAAACAAUGAAACAGCUUCGGAUAAGGAUAAAACCAAUGAGAAUAAAGUUAAUAAUUAAAAAAAUUUAAAAAAAAAAAAUCAACCUUCAUUAAAAAUGUGUAGUUCGUUUCUUCCUUGUUCUUUACAGAGAUAUGAUGUACCCUUCCUCUCAUAUGGUGUUUGUGUACUUGGGAAUUCCCCUUCAUCUGCUUUUAUAGACAGUUGAUGUACAGAGUUUUCCUUCUUUGUGUUUCCAUAUCAGCAGCAGCUCAGCAGGUGGUUUAAAUCUCCAAAUCUUUGUAGCUGCUAGAAAAGCCUGGAUGCAUAGAGGCGUGGGACUAAUGUAAAGAAACUCCAGAGGAAAGCAGUGAAGUGUGUGACACGGAUGAAUAUGAGACAAAGCACUGCGUAAAAGCAGUGGAGUCUGUGGAAAACCUAGCCGGGUUCACCAUGACUUCAGCAGCUGAUGGUGUUACCUCUGACACCGGUUGACCACUAAUGAGUAAUUCAUUAAGUUUCGGUUUCUGCUGAUGAUCCCGGUCGUGCCCCGCGCAAUACGACCUGCAGCAGCCGCAUCACCGCUCCGGGACUCGCCUCAAAGGAGGAGGGCGGAGGAGGGGAGCGGAGAGAGGUGAGUGGAGUGGACUCAGUUAUUACAACAAGCCGAUUACUGAAGGCUACUGAGCCCUCUCUGUCAAUAUGCGUCUUUCCUCUCACGGUCAGACGGGAGGAGGACACAGCAGCCCACAGCUGAACUUUCAUUUUUCCGUUUCUCACAUGAAAAAACUUUUUUUAAGGGAACUUUUUUUUAAUGGACCUACUCCACGAGAACGCACGUGAAGAAAGACUGGAUGUUUUAUUUUGUAAGAUCUGAUUUAUUCCGUAAGAUGUGUGUGUGUGGCUCUCUGCGAAGCAAACGGUGACCUCCAGGUACUUAAAAGUGUUUUUUUUGGUUUUUUAGCGGCUGCAUUAUAAUUUUUUAAAGUAUAGCAGCGAAUGCUGUUCAUAAUUUGAUCUUUAUGCAUUUAAUUUAUGUAAAGGAGGUUAAAUUUGGAAGCCAAAUGAAAAUGCCUUGCGCACUAAACUUUAUUAGUAAGUGAACUUUACCAUCGGGCUCCAACAAGCCAAGUGAGGAGGGAAAGUAAAACCCCCUCUCCGCUUCGCUCACCUGCAAGUGCAAAGUGUAAAAUGAGCAGCCCCUCCAGGAGUUUAGACGGACAGAAAGGUGACGGCUCUGGCACCAAACCGGAGACGCCCAGGUACCGCAGCUGGAGCAGUCUUCGCUUCUCCAAAUGGAGAAGUGCGUCCCAGAGGGCAACCCCGCCUGCCACCCCUUCCCCGAAGACAGAGAAGAGGAGCGACGUGAGCAAGACGCUCUUCUCCCUGGUCAAGACUCACAAUGACGACUACACAGCGGAUCCGGAUGGCCUCCUGGAGACCGACGGAGAGGGCGAAGGAGACAGCGAUAGCCAGUCUCAGGACCAGGCCACCUACUUCCAGAAGCAGUUCGGCUCCAUGCUGCAGCCCGGGGUCAACAAGUUCUCCCUGCGCAUGUUCGGCAGUCACAAAGGUGUUGCUGCUGAGCAGGAGAGGGUUAAAAGCUUUGGAGUGUGGAUCAUACACCCCUACAGUGACUUCAGGUUUUACUGGGACAUCGUAAUGCUCCUGUUGAUGAUGAGCAAUCUUGUCAUUUUGCCCUGGGGUAUCACCUUCUUCGAAGACCAGAACACCAUGCCCUGGAUCACCUUCAACGUCCUGUCAGACACACUCUUCCUCAUGGAUCUGGUUUUCAACUUCCGUACGGGCAUUUUGGGAGAGGACAGCCACAUCAUCCUGGACCCCAAAGAGAUCCGCAUUCAUUACCUCCGCACUUGGUUCCUGGUGGAUUUCAUCUCCUCCAUCCCUGUCGACUACAUCUUUCUCAUCGUCGACCUUGAAUCCCGACACGAGUCAUCAGACGUGUACCGUACCGCCCGUGCACUUCGCAUUGUGCGUUUCACAAAGAUCCUCAGUCUGCUGCGUCUUCUUCGUCUGUCUCGCCUCAUCCGAUACAUCCACCAAUGGGAGGAGAUUUUCCACAUGACUUAUGACCUGGCCAGUGCUGUGGUGCGUAUAGUCAACUUGAUUGGCAUGAUGUUGCUGUUGUGUCACUGGGAUGGCUGCCUGACCUUUAUGGUACCUAUGCUGCAAGACUUUCCUCCAGACUGCUGGGUAUCCAAAAACAAUAUGGUGAACUCUACAUGGCACAUCCAGUACUCCUACGCUCUGUUUAUGGCCAUGAGUCACAUGCUGUGCAUAGGAUACGGUGCUCACCCUCCAGAGGGCAUGACCGAUGUUUGGCUCACCAUGGUCAGCAUGGUAGUCGGGGCCACGUGCUACGCCAUGUUCCUCGGCCAUGCCACUAACCUGGUCCAGUCCUUGGACGCCUCGCAUCGGCAGUAUCAAGAGAAGUAUAAACAAGUGGAGCAGUACAUGUCAUUUCACAAACUGCCAGCAGACUUAAGACAGAGGAUCCACGAUUACUAUGAGCAGCGAUUCCAAGGCAAGAUGUUUGAUGAGGACAACAUCCUUGGAGAGCUCAGUGACCCACUCAAGGAGGAGAUUGUCAGCUAUAACUGUCGUGGACUCGUAGCCAAUAUGCCACUGUUUGCCAACACUGACCCUCAUUUUGUGACGGUGAUCCUGACCAAGCUGCGUUUCGAAGUCUUCCAGCCAGGAGAUUUUAUUAUACGAGAGGGAACGCUGGGUCGGAAAAUGUACUUUAUCCAGCAUGGCACCGUCACCAUCAUCCCACGCGGUAGUAAGGAGAUUAAGCUCAGCGAUGGAGCAUAUUUUGGGGAGAUUUGCUUGCUGACACAGGGACGACGCACAGCCAGCGUGAGGGCUGAGACCUACUGCCGUCUGUACUCGUUGAGCGCGGACAGUUUCAGCGAGGUCCUGGAGGAGCAUCCUCUGAUGAGGAGGGCGUUUGAGAGUGUGGCCGUGAACCGACUGGACCGCGUUGCGCGCAGACCGAGUUAUCAGCCAGUCCCAGAUGAAUGACUCCCUCAGCACCAUGAGAAAAACAUUCCAGCCAGACUCAUCGAGCACAUUUGUCACAUUUAAACUGCACUUGACAAAGAUAUCUUCUAUUGAAGCAUGCUGAUGGACAAUCAGAUAGCGAGACCUACUUAAACUUAUUAGUACAGCAUUACUGCACUGACGUGAAAAUAGUCUACCUUCAGUGGUUUUAUUUCAUUAUUUGAACUUGAAUAAGCUGUAAUAUGUGCUCAUGUUUGUAUUAGAGCUUUGUUUUGAUUUACGUGAGCUUUUUAUUUAUUGAUUGAUGUAUUGAUUUAUUAAUGAAUUAGUUUUUGUUUUUACCAAGAGUCUGUCUGGACUGGUCUCUUUCCAGCUGUAAAUACCUCUUUUAAAGCACAUUUUAGUGGCCUGUAGUGCCACUUUGAUUAUCUAUCAGAUCAUCCGUCCAGGAUAUUGACAGCCUACAGGAGCAGCAGCUGGUGUUACAUCAUUCAGCUUUCUGUGGCUCUAUUUUAAAUGAUCCUUCUCAUCUGUAGGUUGCCUGACGUCAAGAUGUAAUGCUGAUGUUCACAGAAGAUCAGUUGCAGUUAUGUAAUAUCUCCAGCUGUACACAGACAGGUUUCACAGAGGUCAUAUAAAGAAUAAUUUAUACCCAGUAUUAUUUGUUUCCAUACUAUUUUUGUUGCAUUUUUUCUGGCAUAUUGUUUAUUUAUAAUGUAAAACUAUGAGAAUAAAGUCUCUAAAGGUUAACUAGUUGGUAACUGUCAGAUGAUGCUGUUGUAUAAUGUAAGUUCUAUUUUUGUUAAUAUAUCAGCUGAACUUUCUCAGUUUUUUUACUUCACUUUUUUAGUGAGGUUACAUACAGGGUAUACAUGCAGCAUUUUUCACAGCAGAAGCCACAGCUGUAUCUAAACAUCAACAAUGUAGUUAUUAGAAGUUUAUUUCUGCUCUGUUUUUGCUUCAAAGAAAGAUUUUACAAAUUUAAAUUGACUGAACGCUGAUUUACAUUUAGAUUCAUACUGUGUCCUUUUCUCAGGUGCAUUUGAAACAGCAUGAUUUUGAAUAUUUUCAUCUGAUGCACACAAAACAGUCCUUUUUUGAAUUUACAAGUUUAACUGAAAUGUCUUUAUUUUUUCUUAUUUUUCUGAUUAUUACCUUUAUAUUGAUGAUGUCAUGUGUAUACAAAUAUCUGUAACCUUGAAGCAUAAAUAUCAAAUAUGUAUUUUUUCCUAUGCAGUGUGUUAUUUGUGCUUAUGUAUAAAGAAUGUGCAGAAAUACUGUUUUAC